AGAAAAUGAACAUGGGCCCUUGAUAGAAUAGAAGAUCCUAUAUCCGAGGUUUCUUCCCUUCCUCACAAAAUCCCACCAACCUCUCUCCUUCCCUCUUCCCAUGUUUCUCCAUCUCUAUCUAUCAAUCUAUCAUCAUUCAUUUCUAACCUCUCCUAAACCUUCUCUUAACCAGCCUCCAAUGGCUGCUUCACCUCUUUUCUCCCCGACACCACCUUACUAAAUGCAAAGGGCAGGAUGGCCUUUCGGAGGAGCCCCUCUUCUUUCUCUCUCCUCGGCCUCCUGUCUCUCCUCCUCCUCCUCCUCCACCAACCCACCACCACCACCACCACCACCACUACCCCCCUCCUCCGCCUCCUCAAACCUUCCUCCUCCCCCGAUGAUGUCCCCGUGUUCCAUGAAGCCCCCGCCUUUCGCAACGGGGACUUGUGUGAAGCAAACUACAUCCAUGUUGCCAUGACCCUCGACGCCAACUACCUCCGUGGCACCAUUGCAGCCGUCUUCUCCAUCCUCCAACACUCCACCUGCCCCGAAAACAUCGUCUUCCACUUCCUCUGGUCUCACUUCGACCCUGAAAUCCACUCCAGCAUAAAAUCAACCUUCCCUUACCUCAACUUCAAGCUCUACCGCUUUCAAACCAAUCGUGUUCGCGACAAAAUCUCCAAAUCAAUCCGCCAAGCUCUCGACCAGCCUCUCAACUACGCGAGAAUCUACCUCGCCGACAUCAUCUCCAUUGAUGUCAAGCGAGUCAUCUACUUAGACUCCGAUUUAGUCAUGGUUGACGAUAUUUCUAAGCUAUGGGAAGUUGAAUUGGGUGACAAAGUUUUAGCUGCACCUGAAUAUUGCCAUGCUAAUUUCACCAAGUACUUCACCCAUGCCUUUUGGUCGGACGUGGAGUUGUCGGGAACAUUUGGGGACCGACAACCGUGUUAUUUCAACACGGGGGUUAUGGUUGUUGACGUCGAUAAAUGGAGAGAGGGGAAUUAUACGCGGAGGGUGGAGGAUUGGAUGGCGGUACAAAAGCAUAAGAGGAUUUACCAUUUGGGUUCUUUGCCUCCUUUUCUGCUUGUUUUGGCAGGAAACAUUAAGGGAAUUAAUCACAGAUGGAAUCAACAUGGUUUGGGUGGUGAUAAUAUUGAAGGUAAGUGUAGGAGUUUGCAUCCCGGGCCUAUUAGUCUGUUGCAUUGGAGCGGGAAAGGGAAGCCUUGGUUGAGAUUGGACUCGAGGAAGCCUUGUAAUGUCGAUCAUCUUUGGGCGCCUUAUGAUCUCUACCAUUCUUCUAAACAUACUUUUGAUGAGUAGAGUUGGAAAUGGGAGGUUUUGGAGGGUUUGGUUGAAGAGAAAAGAGAGGAUCUUGAGGGGGAGAGAGAUGGUUGUGUUUUUAAAUGGAGAGAAUGGAGGGAGAUUUAUUUUUAUUUUUGAAAUCAAGUUUUUGUUGUAUCGGCAUUGGUACAAUGAUGGUGUCAUUUGUGUAGAGUUAUGAAUUCAAUCAGAUUAUCCAUGUCCAUCUCUGAUUAAGGUAUCUAUAUAUACUAAUUGUCUUC
This is a messenger RNA of Camellia sinensis, 1541 nucleotides long. Its product is annotated as putative galacturonosyltransferase-like 4. Gene Ontology annotation, cellular component: Golgi apparatus. Gene Ontology annotation, molecular function: glycosyltransferase activity. The record is from RefSeq and is a predicted model, not a curated record. NCBI's taxonomy places the organism in Eukaryota, Viridiplantae, Streptophyta, Magnoliopsida, Ericales, Theaceae.